This is a messenger RNA of Ctenopharyngodon idella (grass carp), 1053 nucleotides long. RefSeq names its product cofilin 1 (non-muscle), like (gene cfl1l). Gene Ontology annotation, cellular component: cytoplasm; actin cortical patch; actin cytoskeleton. The coding region runs from base 216 to 707 and encodes 163 amino acids. The transcript is spliced from 4 exons. Gene Ontology annotation, biological process: cell motility; actin filament fragmentation; actin filament severing. Gene Ontology annotation, molecular function: actin filament binding. The record is from RefSeq and is a predicted model, not a curated record. NCBI's taxonomy places the organism in Eukaryota, Metazoa, Chordata, Actinopteri, Cypriniformes, Xenocyprididae.
AAUAUAAAUAAUUGGGCGACAACAGGAUAUAUCACAACACAAAGAUCCUGUAAUUGAAGGUGUUCGCAGUUGCGGACAACAGGUGGAAAGUCAGGUCAUUCCGGACUGAUCUGUUGUGAAGAGGGCGUGUUCAGAUCCGCGCGCUCCUGAGUCUCUUCUUUACUGUUCGGGGCAUCAACGCACUUCUCUCUUCCGUCUCAGAACAAGCAGCAGGCAUGGCCUCAGGUGUAGCCAUCGAUGAUGAGGUGAUAGCGUGCUAUAAUUUAAUUAAGGUGCGCCGCCAGGGUGAAGAAGAGAGAGAGAGGUUUAAACUUGUGGUCAUGCGUUUGAAUGAAGGUCUAAAGAGCAUCAUAGUGGACCACGACAACUGCUUGAAAGUCAAAGAUGUGGCAAACACGGGUGACGUCUUCAAGACUGUCAUCAAUAAGCUUCCUACUAAAGAGUGCCGCUACGCCCUAUACGACUGCACCUAUGAGACCAAGGAGAGUGUGAAGGAGGACCUGGUCUUCAUCAUUAAUGCCCCUGAUGAAGCCUCCCUGAAGAGUAAAAUGGUCUGUGCAAGUUCAAAGGUUGAUCUUAGGAAGAAAUUGCCAGGUGUGAAAUUUGAGUGGCAAAUUAAUGACCCUGCAGACAGAGACGUAUCAAAUCUUGUGGAGAAACUUGGUGGAAAGGGUUUAGUAAAGUCUUUGGAGGGGAAAAGUGUGUAAAAUUAGACCAAUAAGACCACUGAGCCAACACCCCCAUUAUCAGUCUUUUGGUCAAAACAAAAGAUUUUUACCUCUGAGAAAUGUGUUUUAGCUAAUGAUUAGCUAAUAAACUUUGUAUUUCAUUGGAACCAGUAUUUGUAUGUCAUUUGACCAAGUGAGAAAAACCCAUAUUUAGUCAUUUACAUUAAUGAUCAUUCUUCAGCAAAUACCGACAUUGUUUACAAUGGCAAACCAUCAAAUAUAGUAUAGUGACAGCCAAAAUCCCAUGCCAGAAAUUACAAUUGGACUGUUAGCUAAAGCAACAAUGUGUACUUGAAAAAUAAAAUCAUGUGAUUUUCAAAAACUU